Messenger RNA from Rhagoletis pomonella (apple maggot), 2097 nucleotides. RefSeq lists its product as uncharacterized. Bases 1 to 2097 code for a protein of 698 amino acids. NCBI's taxonomy places the organism in Eukaryota, Metazoa, Arthropoda, Insecta, Diptera, Tephritidae. The transcript has a single exon. The record is from RefSeq and is a predicted model, not a curated record. Gene Ontology annotation, molecular function: nucleic acid binding; RNA-DNA hybrid ribonuclease activity.
AUGCCUUCAUCCUACAGACCAAUUAGCCUCAGCUCCUUUCUCCUAAAAGGCAUGGAGAAAAUCUUGGAUCAACAUAUCAGAGAAGUCAACCUAGCGGAACGACCACUGAAUAAGAACCAAUUUGCCUAUCAACCAGGCAAGUCCACUGAGACUGCCAUUCACAGCCUUACAUCGAAAAUCGAAAAGGCUCUGGAGUCUAAGAACAUAGCCCUUUGUGCCUUCAUUGACAUUUCAGGGGCUUUUGACAACACGUCAUACAGGGCAAUAAGAGAUGCCCUGAUAUGCAAGGGAGUGAGCCCAAUCAUAAUAAAUUGGGUGCUUUCUAUGCUAAAAACAAGGAAGAUCAGGAUGGAGCUGGGAGGCACGAAAGAAUCGAUUACAGCCACAAGAGGUUGCCCUCAAGGGGGUGUACUCUCUCCUCUUCUGUGGACUAUGGUUAUAGACGAACUCCUGUUCCUACUGAACGACCAUGGCUUUGAAACACAAGGAUAUGCAGACGAUCUGGUAAUUUGUGUAACAGGGCUGCAUGACGAAACGAUCUCCAACCGCAUGCAACAAGCCCUGCGCAUUACGCAAAGAUGGUGUGACACCAAAGGAUUAUCCAUUAAUCCUACUAAAUCUAUUCUGGUUCCAUUUACCCGGAGGAAAAAGUUAUCCAUGACAGAAUUGACUCUGGGCGGCACUAGAAUAGGGCUCUCAAAUGAAGCAAAAUACCUGGGGGUGUGGCUAGAUAAGACACUCACCUGGAAUGUACAUUUGGAUGCAACCGUAAACAAGGCAAUGAGAGCCUUCUUCGCAUGCAAGCGACUUUACGGGAAGACAUGGGGACUCUCCCCCAAAAUGACUUACUGGUCAUUCAACACAGUUGUGAAGCCGAUAGUCACCUAUGCAUCCUUGGCAUGGUGGACAAAAGCGACACAAAGAACUGCUAGCGCAAAACUAAGCAAACUACACCGAAUGGUGUGCAUUGGUAUAACAGGGGCUAUGCGGACCUGUCCUGCUGAUGCACUUAGUGCUCUUGUAGGCAUGCCGCCCUUCCCAAUUCUAAUAGAGAGGGAGGCCAGUCUCUCGGCACUGAGAAUCCUAAACACUUCCGAGUUAAAAACCGGAAACAUGACAGGUCAUAUGAAGGUCCUUAUGAAAUUCACAAAUGACCCCAUAAUGCAUAUGAGGGACUCAGUAGCUCCGAUACUAGUAAUUUCUAGGAAUUUCAAGGUAUCUAUUGCGGACCGAGCAUCCUGGAGCACAGGAAACCCCUACACCAAACCCGGAGCUGAAGUUUGGUACACUGACGGAUCAAAACUUGAAGAUGGAAAAACUGGAGCUGGUAUAUUGGGGCCGAAUUUUAAAAGAUCGAUACCAAUGGGCAGCUACCCCACCAUUUUUCAAGCAGAGAUUCAUGCGAUCGAUAUCUGUGGCAGAGAAUGCCUCAGAAGAGGCACAUCCUCUAAAAACAUCUGCAUUAUGUCGGACAGUCAGGCUGCCUUGCUAGCACUGAGGUCCCACAUAAUAACAUCCAAACUAGUGUACGACUGCCUCAACACCCUAAACGGUCUUGGAAGCAAGAACACAGUAUUACUGGGCUGGGUGCCGGGGCACGAGGGCCAUGACGGCAAUGAACAGGCGGACCGCCUAGCAAAACACGGAGCUACCACACUAUUCUAUGGCCCGGAACCCUUCUGCGGGCUCACCAAAGCCCACUUAAGGGAGGUCAUAAACAAGUGGGUCGACAAAAAAUUCGAAAGGCACUGGAAUGAAUGUCCGGGGCAAAGACAAGCUAAGCGGUUCAUCUGUCCAUCACAAGAAGCUUCAAAAAAGCUCAUAAAUCUAGGCAGGGAGGACCUUCGAACUCUCACUGGGUACUACACGGGACAUUGUUCCCUGCGUUAUCACCUCAGUAAAAUGAAUCUUUCAGACACGAGCGUCUGUCGCUUCUGUGAGAUGGACGAAGAAACGCCAGAACACAUCCUUUGUGAAUGUGUUGCUCUCGCUAGACGCAGACUCGCUCACCUAGGCGGUACAACACUUAAUCCAUUCGAAAUAUGGAACAAAAAGCCCACCGAAGUGCUAGCUUAUAUUAAAAGCCUUCAUAUAUAG